Messenger RNA from Sclerotinia sclerotiorum 1980 UF-70, 144 nucleotides. RefSeq lists its product as hypothetical. The transcript has a single exon. Bases 1 to 144 code for a protein of 47 amino acids. The record is from RefSeq and is a predicted model, not a curated record. NCBI's taxonomy places the organism in Eukaryota, Fungi, Ascomycota, Leotiomycetes, Helotiales, Sclerotiniaceae.
AUGGGUAACGGUGCCAUUGUCCCUGAUCCUGCGAAUGAUUGGAAAUCUCCAGGCGAAGGUCGUCGUGUCAUUUGUUCACUCGCUCUGCCAUGUGGAAGAUUGGAAUCGAGAAUUGGAUUCAGAGUGUUGGAAUCAGUGGGAUAG